This is a messenger RNA of Schistosoma intercalatum, 1075 nucleotides long. Lineage: Eukaryota; Metazoa; Platyhelminthes; Trematoda; Strigeidida; Schistosomatidae. The record is from the annotation of a GenBank genome assembly.
GUUAUUUUUCAGCGAAAACUAUGACCUACGAAUAUAAAGUAACUAAUCAGAUAUUGUUGUCCAAUGAACACUUCUUAUAAUUAUUAUGGUAGCCAAUACAACAAUUACUACGCAUCAGAACACAGAAUUCCCUCUGAUGUGAAAGCUCAUGCGUGUUUAAUGAUCUUAGCAUGGGGUUUCUGUAACCCAAAUGCAAUCAUCAUUUCGAGACACUUCAAGAAAGGUUGGCCAGGUCGGACAAUAAAUAACUUCGCUUACUGGUUUCAGUUUCACAUUAUUCUGCAGUCAUUCACCCUUGCAUUCGUUUUAUUGGCACUAAUGAUUAUUGUUGUACAUGUUAUGGGCUACUCAAAUUUAAGUGAUCUUCCCUUCAGCGCUCACCCAGCUUGUGGAUUUGCAAUCGUUGUGCUUACUUUCUCAAAUCCUAUUGUUGCAUGGUUUCUCUGCACGACAAGUGGUCGUCAGAGAGCUAUUACGAAAUAUGUUCAUCAGGUGGCUGGAAUUUUGUCCCAGAUGCUUGCAGUCCCGACGGCCUUAAUCGGACUACAGAUGCCUGCUUUGGGAUACGGUAUUUGUUCAUCAAAAGUAUAUUCGACACUUUUUGCUAUUACUGUUGUUCUUAACGUCAUCGUUGAAAUAACUCUUGAAGUUAUUGGAUACAAAAUCGGAAAAAAUGUCAAAAUUGUGCGGUCAAUUUUAAGCAUUCAAGCUGAUGAAGCUGACAAACUACUGGCUCGAAUUGAAGAAGAUCCGAAACAUGGAGCUACAUUUUUAGAACACUAUAGGAUAGAACUUAAUCAAAGGUCAAAAAGAGGUGUACCAAAAGAAAUUACCAAAAACCAUACAUUAUGGGUAAUCAAAUACUUUCUUCUUGCUGUGCAUUUGGCGCUCAGUUUUAGCUUGGUAUUUGUGUUAGUUGUACUGUUAGCUGCAUAACGUUUCCCGUGUUUCUUCGGUGGAGUAAAAUAAAGGAAAAGUCAACACUUUUACUUUGAUUUUUUAUGAAGUCAAUUUUUAACUAGUAAAACACACAAUCUAUGUCAUACUAAAUAAAAUGUAUACGAAGAUUAAAAAG